UCCACUGCCCCCUUUCUGAGGAGGGUUCGAGUGAAGAAUGUCAAAUGAUGAUUACUUUUUUUCUUUCUCACACUAGGCCUCGUGGGGCCCUUAGCCAGCUAUGAGCUCACCAAGGUCCGGAUCUCGGUCAUUUUUUUUAACUAAAAAUAACUGUCGAAAUACAACUGGAUAAAAAAAAUCAGUGGUUGAGAACAUCUUAAUGGGACAUCUUCACAGGGAUUCAUUUUAUACAUGUUAUGAGAGUCUGCUGCGAGUGAGAACUUUGAAAAUGGGGUGCAAGAACAGUUCCUGGCAUCAGCAGCACUUCCCCUGAUCUUGUGUGUGAACUGCAGGAAGCAUACCAAUUGCUGAGAUAUUGCAAAGCUGAUUAUGCCUAAGAAUUGUUCAAACAGUAACAUGGUAGGCUGCAGUGUCUGGAAUUGCAAGACAUGAAACAUGUUAAACAAGCGUCAUAUUGCAUAUUAGGUCUUAUUCGAUACAACCACUGAUUGAUAAACAGGGACAACAAACCAGUUCAAAGCUAAAUGUGGAAGGGUACAAUAAUGACAUUAGCUUAUAGUAACACUUUGAUUUUUUGUCAUUUUCUUGGCUAUAAGGUUAUUAUUAUCAUGUGUCAAACAGUAGACCUGUGGAGUUUGAUUUUCUAGAAUACUUUUGACAUCUUUCUAACUGGCCCAACUAAAACAGCACCAUUAGAAGUAGAUGGGGUGGGGUAAAGAGGGAACAUCCAACAUCAAAACAAUUCAGUUCAGAUAGUUUACUUACAAUUGAAGGGACACUAUGGAACAGUUUGGCACUUUUUUGAGGUAUUUUAUCAGACAACCAAGUUCCCCCGCUGCACUGAAAGGAUAAGAGGCAGAGCAAAGAUCACCUCCAUGAUCUGUACUCCUGCACAGGCUUAAGGAUGACUGACAAAUGGUUCCUCCAGUGUAGUCUUGCAGUUGGGAAGAUGAUUACAGUUCCAGUGGAUGGAUCAGGUCUUUUCAUUAACCAGUUUCUGGACUGAAUGUAUUAAUGUGGCCCUUCGAGCAGGAAAAAAGGUAUUAGGUCCACCUAGUUAGCAUUUUCUGGUCUCUACCUCUCUCUUGUGUUACUCAGUGAAAUAUACUCAGGCAUUGGGAGUGCUUCGCAUACAGUUCUGAAUGUUAAUUUUUUUUGGUUGGAAUUGUAUCUCACCCAAUUAAGUGUCAGAGAAUACAUCAUCCUAAUACAAGAGACAAAUGCACUUAUAAGUUUUUGUAUGUAAGGUCUUGCAUCCGGUCAAUGGAUUCCAGACUUUCUCUGCUGAAAUAUGUUUUCAUAGGAAGGACACUUCCCACUCAGCAGGAGUUUGUUUAUGCAUUUUGGAGUACUUGUGCACUUACAAGGUCAGGGCUUCCAUUGUUGGCAGUCUCUACCUAUCAAUUCACAUUCUAAUGAUGCUUGUUGCCUGCUUGCUUCUGCUUAACUCAGCAUGGACAAUACAUCUGCAGUCUCAAAGUGCCUUGUCAAGAUACCAAGAGGCCUGGGCAUGUGUUAUUGAAUAAUAAUGAGUGCUUCAUUGUCAAGCCAUGGUUGGAAUUAAUGUUUAUUUUAAAAACUUAACAACUGAAUAGAUGUACUGGUAUACUGGAUGGAACAGUAAGACGUUACAGUUAUUAUCUUUUUGGCCGUGCAUAUGGAUGUAUGUAUGCCUGGUCAUGAUAGAGGAUGGUACACUAUGCAUCAGGUGCCUUCUGACCCCCAGGUUAGAUCCAGGGGCUCUACCCACUGCAUUGAUGAAUUGGCACUCACUGCCAAUAACUUUAUUACUAGCAUUUAAAAGUUUGAGGAUUUGACUCCUUAUCGAUGAUUCUUCAUUUCAUGUGGCCUAAAGAUGUUACGUCUAUGCUAUUACUGGUUCUGUAAUGUAUCCCAGCUGUUUACAUGGCAAUCAGUAAUCAGUUAAAAUGGUUCUGUCGCUGAGUUUUUCUAUGUCAUGGUUACACACUUACCAUAAUGCAAGUGAAUACUGAUGCUUUGAUGACCUUUGUUAAUUGUUCACUUGUCAGCAUGAGAAAAUACAUAAUAAGGGAUCUAUGCCUUUAAUCUGUGAGGCACUUCAGUGUAAGUGUGAAAUGUGUUUCAUUUGUGAAUAUAUAUAUAUGUCUCUCAGAGCCAAGAAUGUUGUAUGUUCAAUGUUUACUGAACUGUAAAGGUUUUUAUAACAUGGCAAAUAUGUGCACAAACAAAUACAUUCACAGGUCUAAACACAAAAUGAUUUUAGUGAGUUUAUCCAUCCUUGACUGGAGGAAACCACGUGAGAAGCUGUAGGCAAGGUGACCUGCCAAGCCUCAUUGCACCUGAAAUGGCCCCCGAGGCUCCAGUUUUACAUGCCCCCUGUAACGACCCACUCUACCUGGGCAGGUCAGGUGGUACUCGGCACACCCAGCCCACACUCUCACCUUUACCCCACGUUGACAAUGUCAUAGCGGCACAUUUAUCACAGUAGAAGCGGAGUGUGACUGUGAGGAGCCUGUGUCAGUCUCGGCUGUGUUGGUCUGGAGCUGCCCUGUUCCUCCGCAGCUAGCCGAUGGCUGAGAACAAGCCGUAUCGUUAUGGGCUGAUCGUGCUGGGGCUGCUACUGGUGUCUGUGGGCCUGUUUGUGAUGAGCGUGGAGGAGCCCCACGUUUUUGCCACCUUCUGUGCCAUGGGGGUGCUGACGGCCGCCGUAGGCACAGUCUGGAGUAUGUGCCAGUGCUACCCAAAGGCAACCUUCAUUAUACCCAACCAGGAGGAGAUCUGGACGAGUGAGAGGGGGGGACAGUAUACCAUUCCAAUAAUCAGCUCAUGUGAGACAACCACUGAACCACUGAAGGCUCCUCUGGCAAAUCUCAAUGAUGAAGAGGAGGAAGAGGAAGAUACAUAUGUCAUGAGUGGCUCUGCUGUGACAGCCAUGGCAUCAACCAUGGCCGCCAUCCAGGCCUCUCUGACUCCUCCAUCCCGCAGUCCUCUGUCUCACAGCAAGACACUGGGGCUGGAGUUGGAAGCUGAAAUGUAUUAUGGGACCGUGGAGGACUCUUGCCAUUUCAGCUCUGAAAUAGACAGUGACUGACCGGUGUCUGUACUUUGAAGAUAAGCUGUUAGCUAAAAUUAGAAUAGACAGUUAGAAGGACAUUGACUAGCUAGACACUUGUUUUGAAUGCAGAAGCAUUUGAAUUCUGUGGGUUUAUGAAGGAUAAUCUAAAUUUGAAUUGACUCAGGGCAUCUGCAUUCUAUUUCAGGUACAAAUGCGGGUUUCUCCCAUGGUUAUAAUAUUCAAGUUUGCUCUUAUAAAAUAGAUUUGUUAAUAAAAAAGAGUUCUUUUUUACAAUG
Molecule: messenger RNA, 3333 nt
Organism: Alosa alosa (allis shad)
Lineage: Eukaryota; Metazoa; Chordata; Actinopteri; Clupeiformes; Clupeidae
Gene: bsnd
Product: barttin CLCNK type accessory subunit beta
Exons: 3
Coding region: 2552-3073 (173 amino acids)
Biological process (GO): chloride transport
Cellular component (GO): basolateral plasma membrane
Molecular function (GO): chloride channel regulator activity
Source: RefSeq, a predicted model, not a curated record